AAUAGCCUCUCUAUUGCCUCCCGCCCCGCCUUUUCGCUUGAUUCCUACGAAGGAGUGAUUCUUGGCGUGUUCGGGCACCAAAUACUUAGCUAUCCGCGGAACAGAAUUUGUAAAGGAAAAGGUGCAUACAAAUUCUGCCUUCAUCUGCUCGAGCUUUAACUAUUCCGCCGGUCGUCCGAAGCUAUUCGGACUUCGAACUAAUAAAGGCGCUGGACUUGUCCGGAGGGAGAUGCUUAAAAGUCACUUAAAAGCAGGGCUUAACUUUGGGGAUGAAGACUGGCGAAUUGCUUGAUUGCAAAAAAAAUGUUGAGUCCGGUUUCUUUUCUGGAGGGGACAACACCCUCCCCCCACACCCAAGCAAAGCGACAGGAAAGAAAAACAAGCGGGCCGGACCCAAAGGUCUCUGCUGGCAUUGGACUAAUCUUCGAGACAGAAGGGACGCGGGAAGAAGGAACCGCCCGUCUUUUUUCGGGAGGGAGGACCGGAGGACAGAAGGAGGAGGAUUGUCUCCGGCGCCCAGUUCAUCUGGAUUUCUGUAUAGGGUACUCAGAAUGACCAAAUCAUACCGUGAGCACCCACUGAUGGGAAAGCCUCAGUCCCAAGGUAACCCCAGUUGGACUGACGAUUGCCUCAGCUCUCAGGACGACGAACAUGAGAUGGACAAGAAAGAGGAGGACCUGGAAACUUUACAGGCAGAGGCUGAUGUCGAAUCUCUGAGAAACGGGGAGGAAGAGGAGGAAGAAGAGGAGGAUGAGCUAGAGGACGAGGAGGCAGAUGAAGACGAGGAGGAGGUAGAGGAGGAGGAAGAAGGCGAGGAGGACGACCCAAAGCCCAAGAGACGGGGUCCCAAGAAGAAGAAGAUGACGAAAGCGCGGAUGGAGAGAUUCAAGCUGCGGCGAAUGAAGGCCAACGCCCGCGAGCGGAAUCGCAUGCACGGUCUCAACGCCGCGCUGGACAACCUGCGGAAAGUGGUGCCCUGCUACUCCAAAACGCAGAAGCUGUCCAAGAUCGAGACGCUGCGCCUGGCCAAAAACUAUAUUGGGGCCCUCUCCGAGAUCUUGCGUUCGGGCAAGAGCCCCGACUUGGUCUCCUUCGUGCAGAGUCUCUGUAAAGGCUUAUCUCAGCCCACGACCAACCUGGUGGCCGGCUGCCUCCAGCUCAAUCCGCGGACCUUCCUGCCUGAGCAGAAUCCGGAGCUGCUGCCUCACGUCCAGCCCACCAGCGCUUCCUUCCCGGGCCAUCCCUACCCCUACCAGUCGCCCGGCCUUCCGAGUCCUCCCUACGGCACCAUGGACAGCUCCCAUCUCUUCCAUCUCAAGGCGGCGCCCGCCUACGGGGCGGCGCUGGAGCCCUUCUUCGAGAGCGCCCUGGCCGAAGGCGAGAGCCCUGCUUUCGACGGGCCCCUCAGUCCGCCGCUCAGCGUCAACGGGAAUUUCUCCUUCAAGCACGAACCGUCCAACGAGUUCGAGAAGAACUACGCCUUCACCAUGCACUACCCGACCGCCGGCCUGGCCGGAGCUCCCGGCCACGGCUCCAUCUUCGCCUGCUCGGCCUCGCGCUGCGACCUCCCUCUCGACAGCCUCCUGCCCUACGAGAGCCAAGUCCAUCACGAGCGGGUCAUGAGCGCCCAGCUCAACGCGAUCUUUCAGGACUGAGCCCUUCCAGCCGCUAAGGCGGAACCAGGAUGCUCGCGGCGGCCACGGACUCCGGUCUCUACUCGUUUGCAAGCAAGGGCGCAAAGGCGGAGGGAGUGGAGAAAAAGGAAUAACGCUUCCAGGCUUCAGAGUCCCCCUGAUGCGUACUCUACAGUAGUUAUCGCCUUCAGGAGCAACGGAGAGGCGGACAUUCGCCUGGGCCCGCCAGUCAUCUCGCCCUUUCCUCCCUCCCGCCACUCCGAAUCUUGAGAUGGUGUUGAUUAGAUAAAGUUCGGCUUCUCCUUGAUUUGAUCGGCACCACAAACCACAAGCAAUAAUUAGGAUCUAUGCAAUGUUUUUUUUUUUUUAAAAAAAAAAACCUAAACCGGUCAGUUACAAAAAGAAAGAAAUGAAAGAAAUUAAAAGUAUAUAUAAAAUUUAUAUUUUUCAAUCAACAUUUUUCCUACUUGUUACCUUUCCCGUGUUGGCUUACUUUGUUGUGAUUUUUGUACAGAAUUUUUAAUAACUUUUGAUAAACUAUUUUGAAUCAGGCAGCUCCAUCAAUUUUUAUACCUAUCAGAAACAAAGUAGAAUAAUAUCUAAUUUAUAUAGAAUAAUUUAAGUAAUUUAAACCAGCAGAAAAAUACUUCGAAGAACAAGGGAGAAAAAAGCUGUUUGUUGCCUUAGCAUCUCCCCCAUUCAAUUUCUUUCUAAAUCUUCACACAGACACAGGCACAGACAUACACACAGAGACAGACACAGAUACACACACACACACACACACACACACACACACACACACACACACACACGGCAUAGACACUCCUACAAAACUUUUCUUUUAUGGGGGGUAAGAAAACCUCUAUAUAAUUUUCAUUUAUAAAGAUACUUGAAAGGAUGAAAGAAGGAAAAAUAUUUAUUUCCUAUUAACUAUAUUGACAUAUUAUUCCAAGAGUUCUGUAAAAUUGUGUGUGUGUGUGUGUGUGCAUGCGAACAUACACCCUUGUUCUCAUGAGCAACUAUCCUGCACUUAUCCACAGAAAACAGCUGCUUUAGAAUCACAUUCAACUUGCAAUGUUUUUUAAAGCUCUUUGGAGUCCACCCUAAUUUCUUUCAGAUUUUGAAGAAACUGCAGAUAAAGAAACAUUGUUUCCAUGCAACGUUAAAUGCAUGAUUUUUAAAAUACAUAGUUAUAUAAUUUUUUUAUUUCUGUCCAGGAGGAAAAAAGUAAAAAGAUUUAUGAUCGUUGGGUUAUAUUAUAUGCCAAUUGUAGUUAGCAGUUUUCAAACUAGUGCAAACCAUUUGACUUUGUAAUUAGAACAUGAUAGUUAUGCAUGCACAAUGCAACCCAGAGUAAGUGCUGUCUGAAAUGUAAUGCUGGUUCAUCUGAAAUCAAUCUGUACUGUAAUUUUGUUUGUAAUCCUGUAUGUGACAGCGUAAUGCACAUUUGGAAUGUUAAAAAACAAAACAAAACACAAGCUGGGUGAUGAAGUAGUGAAGAGCCAUUGGUCAAAUGUUGCAUUUCUCCCCAAGUCCCUUGCUCCAUUCCUUCCCCUUCCCACAAUUCCUAUGGGAUUAUUGUAAUAGUUAUUAAAAGAUGCAACUAUUUGUACAAUAAAAUGAGGUUUGAAAAAA
Molecule: messenger RNA, 3269 nt
Organism: Crotalus tigris (Tiger rattlesnake)
Lineage: Eukaryota; Metazoa; Chordata; Lepidosauria; Squamata; Viperidae
Gene: NEUROD1
Product: neuronal differentiation 1
Exons: 3
Coding region: 270-1655 (461 amino acids)
Biological process (GO): regulation of DNA-templated transcription; nervous system development
Molecular function (GO): protein dimerization activity
Source: RefSeq, a predicted model, not a curated record